Molecule: messenger RNA, 5341 nt
Organism: Harpia harpyja (harpy eagle)
Lineage: Eukaryota; Metazoa; Chordata; Aves; Accipitriformes; Accipitridae
Gene: TRA2A
Product: transformer 2 alpha homolog
Exons: 8
Coding region: 3853-4377 (174 amino acids)
Biological process (GO): positive regulation of mRNA splicing, via spliceosome
Cellular component (GO): spliceosomal complex
Molecular function (GO): RNA binding
Source: RefSeq, a predicted model, not a curated record
UUUGGAUUAGCUUAACUGUGAAUGUGUCUUGUAUUUGCUUCAUGAAGCUUGUAUGCAAAAGACUUAAUUUCGUAUGUGUUCUAAUGUUAGUUACCUAAAUCUGAUCAACUUUGAGAUAAUUUCUUUAGCCAAAAAAAAAAAAAGAGGGGGAAGUCUGUUUAGCUAUUCUAUCCAACCUCUCCUGUAGUGGCAAUCUGCCACCUCUGUGGAAAGGAAGGCACAUUGCUUUCCAUACCUUUUGAAAUACAGGCAUGACAAUCUGCUUAUGCUCAGGAGUUCUGCAUAUGCUGGGAGAGUGUCGUGAUCACUCUGUGGUUUCUAAUGACCAGUGUGGGAAACAAGACUUUUUCUGGAAGUCAAUUUUUUUCUUUAAUCAAGCUUAAUAAAUUCUAGAUUGUUCUGGACCAUGUCAGCUGGGAAGACUGGUCUUUUUGAAAACAAAUUCUGUUUCCUAUCUUCCAUAUGUGAUAAAGAAGUGACUACAGAACCCUCCCUGAAGAGGCAUAUUUUCAAGCCUCAGUGAGAAGAUUAACUUGUAAUUUCAAAAAGUUUAUUGCUGAAGCUUCCUCUUCCCUUUUUUCUUCUUUUUUUUUUUCUUUUAAUCAGAGCAGUAUCACUGAGAAAUACAUAGUUUGCUGAUAUUCCUGGCUUUUAAAGUACAUGUCUUCAAGAUUGCGCAACUUAUGAGUUGCUUUUUAUACAUAAGCUUAUGUAUACUAUUGAAGUAUUUAUAGAAGAACAGCUAAUUAAGGGAUCCAUUUUAUUUUUUGUAUAGAGUGACACAACAUAGUAUGAAGCAAAAAUUAUUUAACUUCUCUUGUGAGUUUCAGGGAAAGUUGGCAAAUUCCUGUCAAACAGUGGUUAAAAUGUAAUCUUGUCCUUUCUCAUAAAUGAGAUGUCACUAAAUUGACAGUUUUAACUAGUGAACGUAGGCUGCUGCUAAAUUUCCAUUUCUUUUUUGACUGCUUAUAUUUUUCUUUCACCUUUAUAAAGUUGGACUUAAUUUAUUUUUUUAGUUUGGGCAGGAGUUUUUAGUAGGAUUUUUGUGAAGUCUGAACUAUCAUAUUGCUGGCUUAAUGGUAUUGCUAGACUAGUUGUCCUGUCCUUUUUUCACCCCAUGUGUAUUUCUUCUUAACAAGGUCAAAUGAAUUUCAACUGAAAAUUCUGUGUGAUUUAACAAUUUUUUUUCUUCCCGUUUCACUUCCCAUGUUUUGCUGCAGAAAGCCUAACUUAAGCUUAUUCAGUUCUUUACUGUCUCACUUUAAAUUUUGAUAGCCUUUCUGUCAUACUCUGAAAUGAUAAGGUGUGAGGUGAGGUAAGGCAUGACAGAAGUUCAGGACGGAAGAGUGGUGUAAAAGAAAGAACAAUUUUGUCUUUUUUUUUUUUUUUCUUCUCAUGUUCUUUACCAUACCCUAUUUUUGAUAGGUAGAAAACUGAAAGAAUGCUUCAGGACUUUGGCAAUUCUACUUUGCAUAGAAGUGUUUUGAAUGCUUUUAAAAUAGUAAUUAAUUAUACUGGAAAGUAGCACUUCUUUUGAAGCAUGCGAGGAAGAUAAACAGUAUCUGUAACUGGCAUAAAUUCUGUGGUUUAAACAGUUGUACCAGUGUGGAUGAAGUGCGUUGACAUGACUGAUGUCUUGCUCAGCUGGAUCAUCUAAAGUUGUUGAUAGUUGUUCAAUGGCUGUGUUUAGGUGAUCGUGAGGUAUUGUGGGGGGGAGGGGAGACAUCCUUUCCAUACCACUUCGUUCCCUGUUGUUCUUUCUGGAAGGGAGAAGGUAGAAAGGAUGAAAAAUACUCCACAGUCCUCUCUUUAAAUGCUUCUAGCUGUGCAUCUUCUUAUCCAAGAAACAGUAACUGAAGCUGCAGUUUCUAGAUUUUGUAUUUACCUACAAUAAUUUCUUUGGCUGCAAGUUCCACUUCUUGGUGAAUCAUUAAACCCCUUUCCUGGUAUGUACUUGGGGAAGCCACCAGAUCUUAUUCUGAGGAAGCACGCUGUUACGAUUGAGAUUUUUUUUUUUAAUUAUUAUCUUAGGUGGGGGUUUUGGUGUAGUUUUUGUUUGGUUUUUUAGUUUUGCCCUGGGAAAAGUGUUAUUGACAGAUGUAGCAUUUGUUUGGAAAGGGAAGUCUGAUCUGAAGAAUGUUAGGAUCAGCUGACUAGCUAGCUGACUGUCUUUUACUACAGGCUGUAGUGACAGCAAAUCUAGAUAGUUUGACAUGGUCACAGUGAGUAUCUGCCUAUAAGUUUGCAAGGGUGAAAGUAGUGACUGGACAGUUGCAUAAUAAAACCAAAGGCAUUAAAAUACAUGCUGUUUUGUGAGAUGGUUGUGGGAUGAGAAGCUGAGUUUAAGAAAUGCAGUCUUAUCUGUGGCCCUGAAAUAACUGAGGAUCUUUAGAACAGAAAGAUAAGGAAAUGCUGAGGAUCCAGAGAGAAAUUUUAGUCUUUUCUCUCUUAAGCAGUAUUUAAAUUAAUUUCUGUGAUAACGAUGGAGCUAAGAUCAGAAUGUACGGAUUGCUUAAAGACUGGUAUAGAAUUGAGAUAUUUUAAUGCUUCAGAUAACAGAGGUGUCUAUUUUCUCUCAUUAAAGAUGACUUAGAAUGUUAACUAUUUAAUUUUCUCGUUCAUAUUGCAGAAUGAAUAUAAAUUGUUUAUGCAGAACAAUUGGGUUGGUCUGUGAUACAGACCAAGAUACAGCUUGCUAAUUAUUUCCUUAUAGUAGGAAGUAGAGGAGGAAAAUUCUUUAAAAUCUCCCUUUGUGACUCCUUGAAGCUCUGAAUCUCUUAAUCCCUGCCUGUAGUCUUGCUGAUAUAAAUCUUACUAGGUACUUUUUCAGCAUCAUCCUUCAGUCCUUAAACUCUUCCAGAUUAUUGUGAUUCCCUUAGUCUCUCCUUUUGAAGCACUGUAGGAGAUAUAACUAGGUGAUCUAUGUUGCAUCAGAAGAUGAGAUGUAAUUGCCUGCCAAUGACAGACACAGUAUGCAACUGCUAACAGGUUAAUGUUCGUGAAGAAAUUGAAGAGUUUUUUCCAAGAAUGUGGAAGAUAAAUCAAGAUAAAAGAAGGCUAAUGAAAAGUAUUAAAGAUCAGAAAAUUAAAAUUGAAUGGGGGAAAAAAUUGAACAGAAGAUUGGUCAGAUAGAAGCACUUGAAUAUUUUUUUAAGGCUAUAAGGAAUUGUUUGAAUUGGGGAAGAAUACACGAAGUAUGAAAAAUGAAAAACUCAAUGAAGAAUGAAGAAAAGUAGAAAGCAAGAGUGAAGUAGAAUUAAAAGAAUCUGGAAGAAUGAAUGGGUCCUAGGUUAAGUAAAUGUAUGGUUUAUGUUCCAGUGUCUGUAUGAUCAAGUUGUAGAUGAAUUUGCAUGAUUACUUAGUUAAUAGAGAAUUGGUGAUCUGGUUCAAGCAGGGACCUAUUUGAGGAAAGCAUACAAUAUUAACAGUGGGUUAGCAAAAUGAAAUUUGUUUUGGAGGGUAUUGCCUAACCAUUUGUUUUUCAGGAGCAAUCAAUGUAAUAGAAUUACUGUACUUUAAAUGUUAGGAGUUAGGCAUUUAUACAACCAAUACCAUUUUUAAUACUGUCUUUUUUGUUAGGAGUCUCGCUCCCAGUCAAAAUCUCCAGCUGGGAGUCCUGCUCGUGUAAAAUCGGAGAGCAGGUCAGGAUCUCGCAGUCCAUCGAGGGCUUCCAAACAUUCUGAAUCGCACUCUAGGUCAAGGUCAAAAUCAAGAUCCAGGUCCAGAAGACAUUCGCACAGACGUUACACUCGUUCCAGAUCCCAUUCCCAUUCUCAUUCUCAUAGGAGACGUUCUCGAAGCAGAUCGUACACACCAGAAUACCGUCGUCGAAGGAGCCGUAGUCAUUCUCCAAUGUCCAACAGGAGAAGGCACACUGGCAGCAGAGCUAAUCCAGAUCCUAAUACAUGUCUUGGAGUGUUUGGUCUCAGUUUGUAUACUACUGAGAGAGAUUUGCGUGAAGUCUUCUCCCGUUACGGACCAUUGACUGGUGUCAAUGUGGUUUAUGAUCAACGAACUGGACGAUCAAGAGGAUUUGCUUUCGUUUAUUUUGAGAGAAUUGAUGACUCUAAAGAGGCAAUGGAGCAUGCAAACGGUAUGGAGCUGGAUGGCAGGAGGAUUCGGGUGGAUUAUUCAAUCACCAAGAGAGCACAUACACCCACCCCGGGCAUCUACAUGGGCAGGCCAACGCACAGUGGAGGAGGUGGUGGCGGUGGAGCAGGUCGUCGCCGUGACUCAUAUUAUGAUAGGGGGUAUGACAGAGGAUAUGACAGAUAUGAAGAAUAUGACUACAGAUACAGGAGACGAUCACCAUCGCCUUAUUAUAGUCGAUACCGAUCACGAUCAAGAUCCCGUUCCUAUAGUCCAAGGCGCUACUGAAGAUCAGAAGAGUUACAGUUGAGGACAUGAUUUUUAAAUACAAAGCUCAAAUCUUAGCUUCCCUACUGCUCUCCCUCCCACCCUCCCUUCCUUGUCCUCCAUCCAGCUCUUUUACAAAUCUUUGGUUCAUUUAGAAUAUACAUAUUUUCAGUUGAAGUAUUCCUGUUUUCCAUCCCUCCUUAUUCUAAUACUCUUAAAUAUUGUAAUUGUUGUAGUUUUUGUGUAGUAAAACAUCUUAAGCAAAACGAAAUAGAGAACCCAAAGUGCUGAUACAUUUUGGAAGUCAUUCCUAUUUUGUUUUUUAAACAAUUGGACUCCUGACUAAUCAGAAGAGAGCAUUGUUAUUUUUAAAGCUUGCAUGUCAUAUGUAGUAUACACACUCAAGAUACUUUGAUAUAAACCUGCAUUUCCAAGUAACUCGUUAAUCUUUCUGUUAAAAUGUUUACCUAUUACUUUGAUAAACAAGUAAUGACUUUGAGCCUUUUCUGUAAUGACAAAUUUACUUAGUCAUGAACCAGAGGAUUUUUUUUUUUUUUGUCAGGUAGUUGCUUUGAGUGUAGACUAUUUGAGCUAGAGCAAAAUUUGGUUUUUGACUGGGAAAAUAGAUCCUUGUACACUCAGUUAAGGCUGUGUUUUAUAGAUAAAGUUUCUGGAUUGCUACACAGUGGAUAACAUUUGAAGUUAAAAUUGUAAAAAUCCUGGGGUUUUUAUUGUACUUGUUUGAAUAUUUCCCCUUAAUUGGUGCAGGAAUAAAAAUAUUUAUUGAACAUAGCAAUUAGUUAUAUAAUUUGCUGUUCAUUAAAAAAAAAAAAAAACACAACAAAAACCACCAACUUUUUGGUAUUGCAAUAAUGAUUAAGCAAGUUUUGUUUCCAGUCCUUUUUGGAGUUUUGAAAGUAUGGAUGGAAAAACCUACAACUACAUGUAAACCUUUUUUCCCCUCAAUAAAAGUUGAUUCCACUGA